AUGUCUCCUCCCGAUUGUCCAGGACGUCCUGGUUGUCCUGGAUGUCCGUCUGGUCCUGGACGUCCUGGCUGUCCUGGUGCUCCCUUUGGUCCAGCUGGUCCUGGGCGACCACCUCCUGAGCUUCCUGGCUGUCCGGCUUGUCCUGGUGCUCCACGUGGUCCUGGUGGUCCUGGUGGGGCGACACCUCCUCCGUAUCCCGGCUCCUGGAGCUCCUGGACGGCAGCAUGUGGAGCAUCCACCUCCACCUCCACCUCCUCCUUGUGGUGGGAACACUGGCUGUUGUGGUUGAGCAUAGCCACCACCUCCGUAUCCGGCGUGACGAGCGUUACGGGUAGAGUUCUGGUUGGAUCCGACGGAGGCGCGAAGAUGGUUGACCUCGGAGAAGACCUCGUCGGCAGAGUGUUUACAGAAGGAGACCUCUUGGUAAUCAAAGGACACUUACCGAAACGACGGAAAGAACGCAAAAAGCGACAGCAGAGAAGGCAACGAGCCGAUAAGCCUUUAGCCGUACGUCAAUAUCCAUCAUCUUCUCUUCUCUUCUUUUCGUCGAGAAUCGAAUCGAAUCGACAAGACUGUCGUUUCCUGCCGAGACGACUUCCUUUUAUACUCCCGUGUUUCUGUACCGGUAGAACCGUUUAG
This is a messenger RNA of Caenorhabditis remanei, 639 nucleotides long. RefSeq lists its product as uncharacterized. Bases 1 to 639 code for a protein of 212 amino acids. NCBI's taxonomy places the organism in Eukaryota, Metazoa, Nematoda, Chromadorea, Rhabditida, Rhabditidae. The record is from RefSeq and is a predicted model, not a curated record. The transcript has 4 exons.